Molecule: messenger RNA, 2824 nt
Organism: Strongylocentrotus purpuratus (purple sea urchin)
Lineage: Eukaryota; Metazoa; Echinodermata; Echinoidea; Camarodonta; Strongylocentrotidae
Exons: 3
Coding region: 152-2824 (890 amino acids)
Source: RefSeq, a predicted model, not a curated record
GUCAUUGUGUUUUAUUUCACAUUAUUUGUUGGAUCAUGUUUAUUCAUUUCAUUUUAUUCAUAUACCCCUUUUCAUUGUUGAUAACAAAAUAUGAUACACGAAUAAAUUUUGAAUGAGCUGACACACAAAGUUUUGACCGAUACGAAAGCGCAUGCAUGGUGGAUGUGCUGAAACAAGUGGCACGAUAUUUAUCUGGGCGAAAUAUGCAUUGGCCGAGUGUUACACUACCGCAUGUGCAGCAGGUCGGCCGUGGUCGCGUCAAACUUCGAGUAACCGACGGAGAAAAAUGACUUCAACUUCAUCGAAGAAGCGUUCUAAAAAACUGCAAACCUUCUCAGGUGAUUACACCAAGAAAUGGUCAUGCAUUGUUCCGUCGAAAAGGAAUACAAACAGUGCCUGUUGUACACAUUGCUCAUCCGAUUUUGGAAUUGGUCAUGGCGGUUCGAACGAUAUCCAGGUACAUCUGAAGUCGGUGAAGCACCGGACUGCAGCGGCGGAGGCAAGUUCCAAUUCCCGCAGUCAUGACAUCGCCCAGUUUUUCGUCGCAAAGGACAAUUCUGUCACGAACGCCGAAGUGAAGUUUACUCAAUUUUUGAUAGAGCACAACAUCGCGUUUUCAGCAGCAGACCACCUUUCACAACUUGUCAAAAAUGCCUUCCCUGACAGUAAAAUUGCAAGUAAAUACGCGUGCCGUCGCUCCAAGGCUACAGCAAUCGCAAGAACUUUGGGACAGGAAACAAAAGGGGACAUCAUCCGCAAGAUACGUGAGAAGCCCUUCUCAAUUUCGACAGAUGGGAGCUCCGAUAGGGGGGCAGAUGAGCAACUCUACCCCAUACUUGUAAGAUACUUCGAUGAUGAUGCACAACAUGUUGUGACCGUUCUCUUAGAAAUAGCGACAACAAAGGGGAGUUCCACAGGGAAAAAUAUCUUCCAACUUCUUGAUCAAGCACUCACAGAGAACAAAAUUCCAUGGAAAAAUGUUACAUGUUUUUCUGCUGACAACGCGGCUGUAAUGAUGGGAGUGCACAACGGGGUUGCUGCUUUUGUGAGAGAGAAGAAUCCUGAAGUGUAUGUUAAUGGCUGCGUAUGUCAUUUGCUUCACCUAGCAGCUGAGAAAGGGGCCCAGCAACUUCCAUCAAGUCCAGUUGAUCUCCUGAUACCAAUCUUCUACUACCUAGAGAAAUCUAGCAAGAGGCACAAGGCAUUCCGUGAAGUGCAGUCAUGCUGUGAUGUCAAGCAACAUGCAAUUCUUAAGCAUGUGUGUACCAGGUGGUUGUCCUUGGAGCAGGCCUUGAACAGACUUAUUGAACAAUGGGUUCCUCUGGUUGAGUUCUUCCGGAGUGAAUCUGAAACUUCAUCAUCUUCUGCGCAAAAGAAGAAGAGUGUCCAGUCGAAGACUACAGCUAAAAAGGUUCAACCACAACCCCAACCCCAGAAAAAGAACACUGGAAAUGCCAAAGUUUCUGUGACCAGUUCUAAGCCUGUGUCUGGAAAGGCAAGCACAAGUUCUGAAUCAUCAUCUGGAACAAAGAGAAAGAUUGAAGACUCACAUCAGAAUAGAGGGAAACAGCUAAAACCUUCUAGUAGCCAUCAAGUCCAUCAACCAUCCCAGAAGAAGAGCUCUGGCUAUAUAAUUCCCCAUAUUGCCAAAACUUCAAGCUCAAAGCCUGCAUUGGGAAAAUCAAGCACAACUCCUGCAUCUGUGUCAAAGGCAUCAACGAGUAAAAGUUCCCCUGUGGUCACAAAAACUUUGUCUUCUCAUGGUACAGCUCCAAGUACAUCUGCAUUUCCCUCUACUUCUUCUAUUGGGAAGAAAGCCAGUGAUGUGACCAAAAAAGACCUCCCCAAAGGAACCAAAGUUGGAUCAGGAAAGGUGAAAAUGCCACCCCCAAGAUCAAGUUGGGCUCCAUCAUCACAGAAGACAGGUCAGGUGUUUGCAGGCACAGAGCAUGCUGUGAGCAAGACCUCCCAAGAAGUCCCAGCAACGUCUAAGGCAGCUGCUAUCUAUGACAAACUGACAAAUGAUGAGAAUAAACUAUAUUGCUUAUUUCUCCAGCACAACAUUCCUUUGUUCACUGUACUGAAUUUAGAGCUCCAAGAAGAAUCACCCAAGAUUCAUGUUCUACUUGAUAGACUUCAGGCCUUUCUUCAAAAUGUUUUGACAAGAUUUGUUAAGCCUAAAGUGCUGAUGGCAUCGUCUCAAGAGUGUGACUACAAAACAAAUGACAAUCAGCGUGAAGACAACGACUUGGUGAUUGGUUCUAAAGUGAGAGAGUUGCUUCAAAGCGGAAACUUCAGUGAUGGCCAGAAGAGGAAGUUCUUCUCAUCCGAUCCACUUCUCAUGCAUGCUAGAGUGGCCAAUCUUGAAAGGCGACAGGAAACGCCCUUUGUGUCAGUGGAGUAUUUUGUUCGGAGAUUCCACUUCAUGGAAGAUGAUAUUGACACACUUGAACUGGAAUAUGCCUCCUACCAGAGUGAUCCUUCCGUGGACAAGAUUGAUGCUUCAAAAGCAGACUUGGCAUGGGUGGCAGUAUCUCAGCUCAAAGAUCCCACCAGUGGGCAGUUUCGCUAUGCUCAUCUAGUGCAAGUCAUGAUGCUGAUUCUUUCGAUAUCACACAGUAAUGCUUCAGAUGAGAGGCUGUUCAGCUUGGUGAGGAAGAACAAGACCGAGUUUAGGGCCAGUUUGAGUACUGCAACAUUGAGUGAUGUUCUCACUCAGAAGGCAACAUGCCAGUCCAAAGGACAAAACUGUCAUGACAUGAAAUUCAGCGAUCAACUGCUAACCAAAUGUAAGGGAGCUGCAAUGGCUUUCUGCAAACAGUGA